Messenger RNA from Gryllus bimaculatus (two-spotted cricket), 2994 nucleotides. The record is from the annotation of a GenBank genome assembly. NCBI's taxonomy places the organism in Eukaryota, Metazoa, Arthropoda, Insecta, Orthoptera, Gryllidae.
AUGAUUAAGUUCGCCACCGAGUUGUGGUCCAUUGCAGUUGAGUGUCGGCACUCACCACUUCCACUCCUGGCUGGCCUUGAUGGUGAGCGUGAAGAUGCCCUCGCAGGCCAGCAGCAGGAUGGGCGUGGCCAGAUGAACCACACCAUUCUUGGUUGGGGCAGCCUGGUGGUUAUUCUAUUUAUUACAACAUUUGGUUUCUGGUGGUGCAUAACUAUUGCUCUGUCAUUAGCAGUAUUUUUAGUGGGUGGUCUAACAUUUUUGUGCUUGAAACAUGUUGAGGCAACACAGAAAUAUUAUAUCAAUCUAUACAGAUCAAGAACAGAGUCUCCAAAACCUGGGCUCAGUAAGGUGACAGUACUUUUGGAUGAGCCACAAAAACCUUUUAAACUAGAUCGGCGGCUUACGGGCUCUCACAUUAUAGACGAAUCACUUCAGGAGAUCAUUGGUUAUGUUCUCCGUGAUUAUGUUUCACCAUGGUAUAAUAGAGUUAGUACAGAGGAAGAAUUUCCUCAUGAAGUACGACAGACUGCUCAAAAAAUCAUUAUCACCUUUGCUUGCAAAAUGAAAGAAGUUGAUUGGAUCCCAUACUUGACAACACGGUUAGUUGAUGAUGCAGCUUCACAUUUACGUCUUUUCCGUCAAGCACGAGAAAAAGUGAAGCAAAAGUCGAAACCUGGCACUAGAUCAUCAGAUGCAAGUAGUAGUAGUACGUCCCCAGCAGAAGUGAAACGUAGUGAUCGGCAGCUUAGUACAAAGCAACAUUUGCAGUCACAGCAGCAACAGCAACAGCAGCAACAACAGCUGCAACAGCAACAACAGGAACAAAGUACUGAUGGAAAUUCUGCAGCUCUGAAUAUAAGUCCCAACAGCAUUCCUUCCAAGCUUUCAUCUACUGACCUAGAAGCUUUAUUCUUUGAUUUGGAAGUCACAAUGGAGGACAAUCUUUUGUGCAGGGACCUUGUGUGCACUGAUGGAGAAAAUGAAAAACAGUACUUGCAAGAUUUAAGUGAAGUACUACUUUUCCUCCUAAUGCCUGCUGAUGAUUUUCACUGCAAGCCUUUAAGAUUUUUGCUUCGAGAAUUGCUAGUCAGCUCAGUGGUGGUGCCCCUGCUGAGAUUAUUCUCCGAUCCAGAUUACAUCAACCAGAUCAUCAUUUGGCUGUGCAAGGAGAUCCCUUUGACCAGUGAUGUGUUUCUGACUGCCCUUCGAGUGACAGAUAACAAGGAUGAGCUUUAUGCUACUCGAGACAUUGUCACCAGAGAAAUUGCUCAACUACGUUCUCGAGAUUCUGGAGGAGAUGAUGAUGCUGCUAUUAAACAACAACUAAGCAGUCUUUUAUAUGUGCGAAAAGUUAUUGAUAAUAGAUUACAACGGCUUAAAGAAGGCAGUGACACAGAUUCUGUUGGCCUUCCAUCUCAUAUUGACUGGAAUCGAUUAUUGACCCCAGGAUGUAAAUUAUUCUCAUUACCCUUAGAUGUUGUGUUGAAGAACAACAUAGCCUUGGCAUAUUUUAUUGAUUAUAUGACGAGCAUUGGCGCUCAGGCCUAUCUUUUCUUCUACCUGAAUGUUGAAGGAUGGCGUGUUUCAGCAGAACAACAAAUUUCAGACCAUGAGUUACAGAAAUUAAAAGGAUCUGGUGAUUUAAAGCAAACCAACCCCACUUUGGAAAAUAUGAAAGAAGCUGCUUACAGUAUUUUUGAACAAUAUCUUUCUGAAAAGGCAUCACCAAGAUUACGUAUUGAAGAAACUCUCAUUAAGAAAUUGCUGUUUAGAAUGCGAUCUGAACCUCCUAAUGAAACUUGGUUUGAUGAAGUCCAAGCUGCUGUUUAUGAUAAGUUGCAAUCUGAAGAUCGCUUUCUUCCUGGAUUCCGAGUCAGCAUUGGAUAUGUCAAGUUGCUUGCAGAAUUAGAUUUGCUUAAGGAUCCGUCUUCACGAAGCGAUGAAGAAGAUUCCCAGUCUCUUGAUGAAAUGAGCCUCUCUGACAAUGUUAGUUUGGCAUCUUUUGAUUCAGAUGUGGCUGUGUCUGAACCACCAUCUGUCAGUGCAGGAGCUAUUGCAGCUUCUGUAGAAGCAUCUAUUGCACCCAUCUUAGCCAGUUCAUCUCAUGCAUCAGUAGGAGAAGGAGCUCCUAGUAAGUCAAGCAUCAGCAUGGAUGUACCAUCAAAACAGCAGUUGCAGCAAGGUCCAUUUACUCUCCAGGCAGAAAUAAUUGAAACAGGUAUUGUGAAUGACCAUGGGAAAACCUAUGGAAUAUAUGCUGUUGCUGUGGCUAAAGUCUUUGAAAAUGGAUAUCAAGAAAAAUGGCAUGUAUAUAGAAGAUAUUCUGAUUUCCAUGAUCUCUAUCAAAAAGUUAAAGAGAAGUAUGGAGACCUGGGUAAAUUGACAUUUCCUGGAAAAAAGACCUUUCAUAAUAUGGAACGAGCGGUUUUAGAAAAACGCAUGAAAAUGCUGAAUGACUACUUGCAAAUUCUUCUCCAAGCUGGAGUUGUGGAAACUCAUCCACAGUUGCAGGGCAUGCUUCUGCAAUUUCUAGAACAAGGUGAUUAUGACAAAGGUGUGACUGGAGGUCAUAUUUCUCGAACCUUUGAUACUUUGGUGAAUCCACUGAAAAGCUCGAUGCGUACAAUGGGACAGGCUGUUCGCACAAUGCCUGAUAAUUUGCUUAGUACUGUAGAUGGUGUAAUGGAUGGCAUCAGUAAAGUCUUCCAGACCAGAUCAAUUCGUCCAUCAGGAUUUUACGAGUCAAUGAAAGUUGGAGCAUCCUUACAUAUUGAGACUGAUGAUAACAUUCCAUUGAGAAUCAUGUUACUACUUAUGGAUGAAGUGUUCGAUUUGAAAUCUCGGAAUCAGUGGCUUCGACGUCGGAUUGUUACCUUGUUGCGGCAGAUUAUACGCACUAUGUUUGGUGAUAUUGUGAACCGACGUAUUCUCGACUAUGUUUCCUAUAUGACAAGCCCUGAACAAGUUGCUGACUAUCUCCGUGCAUUUAAGUGA